AUGGUUGGCGUGCGCGUGAGGCCGCUCUCGGCGGCCGAGUCGGCCCGAGGCGCGGUGGACUGCCUGUCCGUCACAGAGGGCAACAAGGUCUUCGCGCGCGACCCGGACGAGAAGAUGGGCGGCCGCGACUACCUCCGGCUGCAGCAGUUCAACGACCACGCGUACCAGUUUGACGCGGCGUUCGGCCCAGAGAGCGGCUCGAGCGAGGUGUACGCGCGGCUGGUGCGGCGCGUCGUCACCGCCGUGAUCGACGGCUACAACGGCGCCUGCUUUGCAUACGGCGCGACGGGCUCCGGCAAGACGCACACGAUGCUCGGCCAGCCGCAGGCCUGCAAUAGUAGAAGAGAGGAAGAAGCAGUGGAGGAGUUGAUGGCGGCGGCGCUGCGGGACGACGACUUCGACUACAAGUUCGGCGUCUCGUACGUCGAGAUCUACAACGAGAAGGUCAAGGACCUGCUCAACCCGGACUCACAGGCAGACCUCGAGGUGAGGGAGGACGCCAAGCACGGCACGCACAUCCAGGGCGCCGUCGAGCUCGCCGUCGGGUCGGCCGCCGAGAUCAUGGAGCACAUGCAGCGUGGCUCGGUCUACCGCACGACCGAGGCGACCAACUGCAACGAGGUCUCCUCCCGCUCGCACGCCGUCCUCCAGGUCACCGUCAAGGCCGUGCAGCGGUACGGAGAGGGAGGCGGCUCCAAGCGGCGCCUCGCCAAGAUGUCGCUCAUCGACCUCGCCGGCUCCGAGAGAGCGUACAAGACCGACAACCGCGGGCAGCGGCUCGUGGAGGGGCGCAACAUCAACCGCUCCCUCCUCUCCCUUGCCAACUGCAUCAACGCCCUCGCCGACCGCACGCGCAAGGGCGCGCACGUGCCGUACCGCGACUCGAAGCUGACUCGCCUACUCAAGGACUCGCUCUCGGGCACGUCUGUCGCCGCGAUGCUCUGCGCUGUCUCUCCGUCGUCGGACCAGUACGAGGAGACGCUCAACACGCUCAAGCGGCAGGACGUGCCUCGCGCGAGCCCCGAGGUGCACGCCGCGUACGUGCAGCUCGACAACAUGGAGGCGGACGAGCUGGCGGCAAUCUCGGAGGAGUCGGCGGCGCGGGACCCGUCCAGCGGAGCAGUCUACUACUACAACGACCAGUCCAGCGCCACCACUUGGCACCGGCCCGGCCCGCAGGCGCUUGGCCAGGCUGCGGGAGCGCCGCCACGGACAGCCAUCUCGCCGCGCGAGUACACCUUUGGCCGCGGCUAG
Molecule: messenger RNA, 1254 nt
Organism: Emiliania huxleyi CCMP1516
Lineage: Eukaryota; Haptophyta; Isochrysidales; Noelaerhabdaceae
Exons: 10
Coding region: 1-1254 (417 amino acids)
Biological process (GO): mitotic spindle organization; microtubule-based movement
Molecular function (GO): microtubule binding; ATP binding; microtubule motor activity
Source: RefSeq, a predicted model, not a curated record